ACAUGGGCCACGACCAUUAUGUUUUGGACUGUCUAUGCUCAAAUGACAACAUUUUCAGUGUCACAAGCUACAACAAUGGACCGUCACAUCGGAAAUUUCGAAAUUCCUCCGGCCUCAUUGACACUUUUCUUCGUCGGAAGUAUCCUCUUAACGUGCAUAUUCUACGACCGUGCCGUCGUACCGGUUUGUCGACGUGUCCUAAACAAUCCUCACGGUACAACCCCGUUGCAACGUAUUGCAGUUGGAUUAAUACUUUCAAUUAUAGCCAUGGUUGCUGCUGCUUUAACUGAAGUGAAGAGAUUGAAUGUUGCACAUUUGCAUGGAUUGACCAAUGAUGCAAAUGCCAAGGUUCCUUUGAGUGUUUUUUGGUUAGUUCCGCAAUUCUUGCUAGUAGGGGCAGGUGAGGCAUUUACUUAUAUCGGACAACUUGAUUUCUUCCUAAGGGAGUGUCCUAAAGGAAUGAAGACAAUGAGCACGGGGUUAUUCUUGAGUACACUUUCAUUAGGGUUUUUCUUUAGUUCUAUUUUGGUGACUAUAGUGCAUAAGGUGACAGUGAAAAACCCAUGGUUAGCUGAUAAUUUAAACCAAGGAAGACUCUAUGAUUUCUAUUGGCUAUUGGCAACGUUGAGUGUGUUGAAUUUGAUGAUUUUCUUGUUUAUUUCAAGACGGUAUGUGUACAAGGAGAAGAGACUUGCUGAAUGUGGGAUUGAAAUGGAGGAUUCAGAGCCAGCUUGCCACUAAAUUGCACAAGGCAAUUAUGUUCUUUAAAGCAAAUUAGGUUUUUUAUUUUAUUUUAUUUUUAUGGUUUUGGGUUUUUCUCUUUUUUGCUUCUUUUAACUUUAUUGGAAAGGUUACGUGUGUAUGGUAACCUAGAUGUAUAUGUACAAGAAAUGGGAAAGAGCCUAGUUAAUGAAAAAUUAUAGAGCUCUUACUCUUCCUUUCUCCCUUGUAUCUGUAGAAUAACCCAAAUAAUAUAAAUCAAAUCUCAAUGCAAGAGCCAGCUUCCCACAGAAA
Molecule: messenger RNA, 1014 nt
Organism: Nicotiana tabacum (common tobacco)
Lineage: Eukaryota; Viridiplantae; Streptophyta; Magnoliopsida; Solanales; Solanaceae
Source: RefSeq, a predicted model, not a curated record